UAUACGCACACACACCAUAAUUGUCUCUUCAGCAUAUUUGUAUCACAUAACAAGUUCUGGUCUUUCAUCAGUUUCCAACAAUGGUGUGGUUAGGGAAGAAUCCGAUGAGGAUCAAAGUGGCCAGAGUCGUUGUUUUGGUGGCAUUUAUAUUGGGUCUAAGAGGAGCAGAGUGCAGGAAAAAAGGGAAGGUGGUGGAGUCCUUUGAGUACGCUGCUAUAAGUUGCAGAGGACACAGUGCAUUGAUCACAGAUUUUGGAGGAGUUGGCGAUGGAAAGACAUCGAAUACUAAAGCAUUUAAGGAUGCUGUUGAUAAUCUGAGCAAGUACGCAUCCAAGGGCGGUGCUCAGCUUUAUGUUCCUGCCGGAAAAUGGCUGACCGGGAGCUUUAGCCUCACCAGCCACUUCACUCUCUUUCUUCACAAAGAUGCUGUUCUUCUUGCUUCUCAGGAUAUGAAAGAAUGGCCUGUUUUGAAGCCUUUGCCAUCCUAUGGUCGAGGAAGGGAUGCAGCUGGUGGUAGGUUUACCAGCCUCAUAUAUGGCACAAAUCUCACCGACGUCAUCGUUACAGGGGCCAAUGGUACCAUCGACGGUCAGGGUUCAUUCUGGUGGCAAAAUUUCCACAAGGGGAAGUUGAAAUAUACCAGACCUUACCUACUCGAAUUCAUGUACUCGGACAAUAUUCAAAUCUCCAAUGUCACCUUUCUCAACUCCCCAUCAUGGAACGUCCAUCCAGUUUAUAGCAGCAACAUUCUCAUACAAGGCAUCACAAUCAUCGCUCCUGUCAAAUCUCCAAACACAGAUGGCAUCAAUCCAGAUUCUUGCACCAAUGUUAGAAUUGAGGACAGUUACAUAGUCUCGGGAGAUGACUGUAUAGCAGUGAAGAGUGGUUGGGAUGAAUAUGGGAUUUCGUUUGGAAUGCCCACCAAACACUUGGUCAUCAGGAGGCUCACAUGCAUUUCUCCUUACAGUGCCGCCAUUGCCUUGGGAAGCGAGAUGUCGGGCGGGAUUCAGGACAUCAGAGCGGAAGACAUCACCGCGAUUCAUACCGAGUCCGGAGUCAGGAUCAAGACGGCUAGAGGAAGAGGAGGGUUCGUGAAGGAUGUGUACGUCAAAAGAAUGUCCCUGCACACCAUGAAAUGGGUGUUUUGGAUGACCGGGAACUAUAAACAGCAUGCCGAUAAUCACUACGAUCCCAAUGCAUUGCCCGUGAUUCAAGGGAUCAAUUACAGAGACAUCGUGGCGGAUAACGUGUCGAUGGCGGCCAGAUUGGAAGGCAUCGAAGGUGAUCCGUUUACUCAAAUCUGCAUAUCAAAUGUCACAAUUGGAAUGGCAGCUAAAGCAAAGAAGGUGCCAUGGACUUGCACCGACGUUGAGGGGAUAACAAGUGGAGUAAGUCCUCGACCAUGCGAUCUACUACCCGAUCAAGGCCCCGAGAAAAUCACAGCUUGCGACUUUCCGGCCGAGCCUUUGUCCAUUGAUAGAGUGAUGCUCAAAAGAUGCACCUCUAAGGUCAAGCAUAUGUGAAUGAAAAAAACCCUAAGUAGAAUUUUAUGUCGUAGUUGGGUACUUAUGAGUC
This is a messenger RNA of Hibiscus syriacus, 1575 nucleotides long. Its product is annotated as probable polygalacturonase. NCBI's taxonomy places the organism in Eukaryota, Viridiplantae, Streptophyta, Magnoliopsida, Malvales, Malvaceae. The transcript has 6 exons. Gene Ontology annotation, biological process: carbohydrate metabolic process. Gene Ontology annotation, molecular function: polygalacturonase activity. The record is from RefSeq and is a predicted model, not a curated record. The coding region runs from base 81 to 1523 and encodes 480 amino acids.